AUGAACCAGAAAGAGGAAGAGAUCGAGCUCGGGGUGCUUCGAGAUGGCUACCCAGCGCUCGCGGACUGGAUAGCCCGCGAUCCGGACAACGAAACUUUCGUAUUUCGGAAGUUCGACAGGUUGGCAGCGAGGAACAUUCUACACCUGCAAGCCCAGUUGACCGCACUUGAACGCGAGAUCGAACAACUAGACGAAACGGCACGACAUAGUCCCGAAUCCAACGUCAGGCAGUCGUUAAGGCGUUAUGAGACGCUCAUAAACCGUGCCAAUGAUGCAGCAAACCCCGGAUCCCCAGAGAGCAGGUUGAUUACGAAGUUGAAAGAACUGAAAGAGCUGCUUAAGGACUAUCAUGAGGCAAUAUGUCGUCAAUCUCAAAUCAAUGGGAUGAAUCGGCCCCGUGAACGACCUCUUUCUGCUUUUCGAGAGUUUGUAGAUGGUAGUGCUUUCAAAGAUGAAGAUGGAAGUCCUAUGCCAAUCAUCAGUGGGCGUGCGAAAGCAUUUUUGAACAACCCAGAUGAUCUCGUCGCACUCACCAAGCCAGAAGAAGACGACUAUCUAUCGCGCUUUCUGCAGGAUCACUGGCUCUUUCGAAAGCGGCGGACCGCUGAUCCACUCGAUCGCACUACGAUCUACAAGAACGCAUAUAUAGUGCGGACGGUGGCGGCUUUUGAUCUAGUACUUGCCGCUGUCCUACUUAUUGGAGCCAUCAUUCAUUUAUACUUUGUAACAGACCCAAAAGCGAAGCUUGGUCUAGUGGCAAUGUACACAAUACUAUUUGCCUCUAGUAUGUUGCUGUGUACAAACGCGAGAAGGGCGGAAAUUUUCGCAGCUACAGCAACGUAUGCGGCUGUACUGGUGGUAUUCGAGAAGAAAGAGUUUGCUAUCCCUUGGGACCGAGAUUCUGUUGGACAGGAACUUCAGGAUCUACGACGACCGGGCGCCAAUAGUGCGAGUAGCAGCGACCCCAACGACAAGAUGAUGAAGUUGCUGCCGGGCAACGAUGUCGACAUCAAUGAGGGGAAUGAUAUAGCUCGCGGUGCGAUGCAUUCGAUGAGGCAGUAG
Messenger RNA from Cucurbitaria berberidis CBS 394.84, 1062 nucleotides. RefSeq lists its product as uncharacterized. The coding region runs from base 1 to 1062 and encodes 353 amino acids. The record is from RefSeq and is a predicted model, not a curated record. Lineage: Eukaryota; Fungi; Ascomycota; Dothideomycetes; Pleosporales; Cucurbitariaceae. The transcript is spliced from 3 exons.